CACCGCUUCGAAGCAUCGCGAGUUGCCAUGUCGUCAUCGCUAUCUCCGGAGCACGCCGAGGGGAGCACCUCCCGGGCCUCCACUGAGGGCACCGACAAGGGCGUCCUGUCGUCGCUGAACCUCAACUUCUUCAAGUCCCUGUCGGACAAGAAGGUUACUCGCACUGGGAACCCGCCUAAGCGACGUGGACCAAAGCCAGACAGCAAGCCUGCCCUGACCCGGCGGCAGGAGCUCAACCGACAGGCUCAGCGUACCCACCGCGAGAGAAAGGAGCUGUACAUCAAGGCACUGGAAGAUGAGGUCCUCCGGUUAAAGGAGGUCUUCAGCACAAUCUCCCAGGAUAAGCAGAAGCUGUUUGACGAGAACAAGCAGCUCAAGGAGAUCCUGUCUCAGAGAGGCAUCCAGCUUCCGAGAGUGGGCGGCGUAGACGAGUCGAGCAGUGUCACGCACCCGAUGAGUGUAAGUGCCUCGGGCAACAGCUUCGCACAUGGCUCCCAAGGCGGCUUCUCGCCAGCUGGCACGUCACAUUCAACCUCCAUGUCCAUGUCGCCAGACAACCGCCAGCUGUCGCCCGCUGCCACCGGCGCUGAUCUGGAGCAGGCUGGCAUUGACUUCGUCUUAACGCUCGAGAGACCUUGUAUGGCGCACAUGCCAUUUUUGGUUGACAGAGCGAGCGACGCCGACGGCGCGCCGUGCGGCCACGCCCUCAUGGCGUCCUGCCCUCCUACGCCCUUUCAAGACCUGACACCGGACACUCCCUUCGGCCACACGCACACGCACCAACACGGCGGCGGCGAUGAGCUUCCUGCACAAGGCACGUGGGAGCUCAACAAGGCCGACCUGACCACGCUGCUGGAUCUCAGUCAGAAGCUCAACCUAGACGGGGAAAUCACGCCGGUCAUGGCAUGGCGCUUGGUCAUGUCGCACUCCAGGUUCGCCGAGUUGGCUCCGUGCGACUUUGAAAAGAUUUCUGGGGAGUUGCUACGAAAAGUCAGGUGUUAUGGCUUCGGCGCUGUCAUGGAGGAGUUUGAACUGCGGGAUGCGAUUGAGAAUAUCUUUUCGGGUCGCCCCGAGGCAAUGGUCUUUUGA
Trichoderma citrinoviride is the source of this 1089-nucleotide messenger RNA. Its product is annotated as basic leucine zipper transcription factor domain-containing protein. Gene Ontology annotation, molecular function: DNA-binding transcription activator activity, RNA polymerase II-specific; transcription cis-regulatory region binding. The record is from RefSeq and is a predicted model, not a curated record. Bases 28 to 1089 code for a protein of 353 amino acids. The transcript is spliced from 5 exons. Gene Ontology annotation, cellular component: RNA polymerase II transcription regulator complex. Lineage: Eukaryota; Fungi; Ascomycota; Sordariomycetes; Hypocreales; Hypocreaceae.